Molecule: messenger RNA, 3447 nt
Organism: Cuscuta epithymum
Lineage: Eukaryota; Viridiplantae; Streptophyta; Magnoliopsida; Solanales; Convolvulaceae
Source: the annotation of a GenBank genome assembly
UUGAUUUUUAUUUGCUUAAUACGGAAAUAAUAUAAGGGAGUAAUGAUAGCGGGUACGGAUAAUGACAAAUUUGGGGUACCGUUAUCGGUGAGACACUGAAUCCGGGAAGGAAAACUGAAACCAGAUAAGGCUGACACUCCAUUCUCGAGUCAGCAUCAAUCCAACCUCUACUCCUUCACGUCUUUGCCUAAUUUGUUUGGCGAAUCACAGAGAUUUUGCAAGAGACGGAGACAAUGGUGGCCGUGGACGACUCUAACACCAACAGCAAGCAACCUCUUGUCUUUGCUUACUAUGUCACAGGCCAUGGAUUCGGACAUGCUACUCGUGUUGUCGAGGUUGCUCGGAAUCUCAUUCUAGCUGGACAUGAUGUUCAUGUGAUUACCGGUGCACCGGAUUUUGUUUUCACAUCAGAGAUAAAAUCUCCCAGACUUUUCCUUCGCAAGGUACUGUUAGAUUGUGGAGCAGUUCAAGCGGAUGCUUUGACAGUGGAUCGACUAGCCUCAUUGGAAAAAUAUUCUGAGACUGCUGUUGUACCGCGUGCAUCGAUUUUGUCUACAGAAGUGGAAUGGCUGAAAUCCAUCAAUGCAGACUUAGUGGUAUCAGAUGUUGUUCCAGUGGCUUGCCGGGCAGCAGCUGAUGCUGGGAUUCCUUCAGUCUGUGUUACCAACUUCAGUUGGGACUUCAUCUAUGCAGAGUAUGUCAUGGCUGCGGGAAAUCAUCACCGGUCAAUUGUUUGGCAGAUUGCGGAGGAUUAUUCUCAUUGCGAAUUCCUAAUCAGGCUCCCAGGGUUCUGCCCAAUGCCUGCUUUCCGGGAUGUAAUUGAUGUACCGCUAGUUGUCCGGAGACUACACAAAUCUCGUGAAGAGGUAAGGAGAGAACUGGGAAUUGGAGAGGAAGUUAAGGUUGUAAUUCUCAAUUUUGGUGGGCAGCCCGCAGGUUGGAAGUUGAAAGAGGAGUACUUACCUUCUGGUUGGCUCUGCCUGGUCUGUGGUGCUUCUGAUAGUCAGCAGUUGCCUCCAAACUUUAUAAAGCUUGCAAAAGAUGCAUACACUCCUGACCUUAUGGCAGCAUCCGACUGUAUGCUAGGAAAAAUCGGGUAUGGUACUGUCAGUGAAGCCCUUGCAUACAAGCUACCAUUUGUCUUUGUGCGCAGAGACUACUUUAAUGAAGAACCUUUUCUGAGAAAUAUGCUCGAGAACUAUCAAAGUGGCGUCGAGAUGAUCAGAAGGGAUUUACUUACUGGGCACUGGAGGCCUUACCUCGAACGUGCAAUUAGUCUGACACCAUGCUAUGAGGGAGGCACUAAUGGUGGUGAGGUUGCAGCUAAUGUUUUGCAGGAUACGGCUUUGGGCAAAAACUAUACAUUGGACAAGCUAAGUGGGCCAAGGAGACUGCGAGAUGCUAUAAUUCUGGGUUAUCAACUGCAAAGAGUACCUGGAAGAGAUCUUUUGGUACCAGAUUGGUAUGCUAAUGCUGAAAAUGAGCUUUGCCUUCGUCUUGGAUCACCUCCUGUAACAGAGGAAGGUUCUCUUUUAACUACCAUAAACUCUGAGAACUUUGAAAUUCUACAUGGCGAUUUUCAAGGCCUGUCAGAUACAACAAGCUUCUUGAAUAACUUGGGAAAGUUGACGUAUGAUACUCCACAAAGUAAUGAGAAGCACCAGAAGCGGGAGCAAAAAGCUGCUGCUGGUCUCUUCAAUUGGGAGGAAGAUAUUUUUGUUGCUAGGGCACCUGGAAGGCUAGAUGUCAUGGGAGGAAUUGCUGACUAUUCUGGGAGUCUUGUUUUGCAGUUACCCAUUAAAGAGGCAUGCCAUGUCGCUGUGCAAACAAUUCAUCCAAGUAAACAGAAGCUAUGGAAGCAUGCUCAAGCUCGACAACAUGCCAAAGGACCCAGAUUGACUCCAGUUCUUCAAAUUGUAUCAUAUGGGUCAGAAUUAAGCAACCGUGGCCCCACCUUUGACAUGGAUCUAUCUGAUUUUGUGGACGGGGAAGGACCAAUGUCGUAUGAAAAGGCAAGGGAGUACUUUUCACGAGAUCCAUCCCAGAGAUGGGCUGCAUAUGUGGCAGGAACAAUUCUAGUUUUGAUGAAGGAACUGGGAAUCCGCUUUGAAAACAGUAUCAGCAUGCUAGUCUCUUCAGCUGUCCCAGAAGGGAAAGGUGUGUCUUCCUCAGCAUCUGUGGAGGUUGCUAGCAUGUCUGCAAUCGCUGCGGCUCAUGGAUUGAAAAUCAGCCCACGGGAACUUGCUUUACUUUGUCAAAAGGUAGAGAACCAUGUUGUUGGAGCUCCAUGUGGUGUAAUGGACCAGAUGACUUCUGCAUGUGGCGAAGCAAAUAAACUUCUUGCCAUGAUUUGCCAGCCUGCUGAGGUGUUGGGUCUCGUGGAUAUUCCUGACCAUAUUAGAUUUUGGGGAAUAGAUUCUGGGAUAAAACACAGUGUUGGAGGUGCAGAUUAUAAAUCUGUAAGGGUUGGAGCAUUUAUGGGUCGAGAGAUUAUCAAAUCUAUUGCAUCGGCAUUUUCAACUCGGUCACCAUCAGCUAAUGGGGGAGUCACUCAUGAUGAGCCAGAUGAAGAUUCUAUGGAACUACUUGAAGUAGAGGGUUCCUUAGAUUACUUGUGCAAUCUUUCCCCACACAGAUAUGAAGCUCUUUAUGAGAAGAUGCUUCCUGUAUCUAUGUUUGGUGAUGCAUUCCUUGGAAAAUACGUAGACCAUCAUGAUCCUGUGACAGUAAUUGACAGAACAUGUAACUAUGGUGUCAAGGCGGCUGCUAAGCAUCCUAUAUAUGAGAACUUUCGUGUCCAGGCAUUUAAAGCGUUGCUAACAUCUGCAACUUCAGAUGAUCAGCUCACAUCUCUGGGAGAACUAUUGUAUCAGUGCCACUAUAGCUAUAGUGCAUGUGGACUAGGCUCAGAUGGAACAGAUAGGCUUGUUCAGCUAGUGCAACAAGUUCAGCAUGGUAAGGCCUCAAAAUCUGCAGAGGGGACUUUAUAUGGUGCAAAAAUCACUGGUGGAGGGUCUGGUGGAACUGUUUGUGUGAUUGGCAGGAAUUCUCUCCGGAGCAGCGAGAAGAUUCUUGAGAUUCAACAAAGAUAUAAGGCAGCAACUGGAUAUUUGCCUAUUAUCUUUGAAGGUUCAUCACCUGGUGCUGGGAAGUUUGGGUAUCUCAGAAUUCGCCGCCGCUGCAUCCCUUCCACUAUCCAAGCAAAGGCUGAUCAUUAACUUUUAGUAGUCCUUCAUUUGAGAUAUAGAGACAUGCGAAGUGCUAAGAUAUUUAUAUGUAUUCAACACAAUUAUUAUGCCAGAUAAUUAUGGGUACGUGUUGGUUACCUUAUUCAUUAUAAUGCAUAAAAAGUUGAAACCCUUCCUCCCUUCCCCUAAAGUAUUCCAGACUUUUACUAACAGUGUACGCAAGAGCAUGACCAAGAGUCUCCAGCUAGAAAUGAAUGGC